AUGGUUCCUUGGAUGCCAAUAGUAGUCUUUUUUCACUUGUGCACCUUCAACAUCUUUGGUCUUUCUGACAACGAUUUCAAUCACUCUCAGAUUCCAUCAAGGAUAGGUGAGUUUUCGCAACUAAGAUAUCUAAAUCUUGCACAACCCGGUGAAAACACAUUCUUUGGUGAAGUCCCACCUCAAGUUUCGCAUUUGCGCAACCUGUUGAUUCUUGAUUUGCGUAGUUAUUUUGAGUAUAUUCCUCCAAAUCCAAUCAAGUUGCAACUCAAGAUAUCCACUCUAAGAAGCUUGAUUCAAAAUGCAACUAGUCUUGAAGUCCUCCGUCAUAGUUUUGUGACCAUUUCAUCUUCUAUACCUGAUAUGCUCACAAAUCUUACAUCUUUGCGAAAACUUGAGCUUUUCCAUUGUGUGUUAUAUGGUGAAUUCCCAAUCGAGAGGUUUUUCAAGCUAAAAAUGCUUAAUAAUCUUGGCUUAUCCGGAAACAAAUUAUCUUUGUUCCCAGGGAUAAGUUCUUCCAAUGAAACUUUCCCUCCAAUUCAAAACUUGGGAUUGAGAUCAUGUAAUUUGCAUGGCGAAAUUCCCUCUUGGAUAAUGAACCUAACAGAUUUGGCAUACCUAGAUCUUGAGUAUAACAAUCUUCAAGGCUAA
This is a messenger RNA of Arachis stenosperma, 648 nucleotides long. RefSeq names its product receptor-like protein 46. The transcript has a single exon. Lineage: Eukaryota; Viridiplantae; Streptophyta; Magnoliopsida; Fabales; Fabaceae. Bases 1 to 648 code for a protein of 215 amino acids. Gene Ontology annotation, molecular function: protein binding. The record is from RefSeq and is a predicted model, not a curated record.